AUAAAGGUAGGUUGCUGGCAGAGUAAACAACAGACAUCAUUAGAGCAUCUAGACAGCAACUUCUAAAGCAAAAUCAGCAGCAACAACAUGAAGGUCUUCCUGUUGGUCGUACUAGUUGCUCUUGCAACUGCUGACGCAUCUCAGCUGAAAAAUUGUACCCCAAAUCCUCCAGUCAACGAGAGGGUGGACAGCGUCACCUCCACCACCAUCAAUAUAUCCUUUGAGGAUCCUGACGACAUGUCCUGCCCCAUCAUAGCCUACAAGACCCACUGGGAGACAGCCUUGUCCUCCAGCAUCACUCCGAAGGACGCAGAAGGAGAAGGAAACCAUCUUUACCACGUGGAGAUCACAGACCUCCUCCCCCACACCAGGUACAGGAUCUACAUCACUUCCAUAUCCUCCGACAUGGUCCAGUCUUCUCCUAAGAUCCUUUACGCAACUACGGAUUGAACGGCUCCUCUGGGAUUUAUAUAAAUGACUCUCCUUCCUCCACUUAACUACUUUUAACUGUUUUCUAGGAACUAUGUUUGAAUAAAUUCUACUUACGCA
Molecule: messenger RNA, 549 nt
Organism: Macrobrachium nipponense
Lineage: Eukaryota; Metazoa; Arthropoda; Malacostraca; Decapoda; Palaemonidae
Exons: 2
Coding region: 88-450 (120 amino acids)
Molecular function (GO): protein binding
Source: RefSeq, a predicted model, not a curated record